This is a messenger RNA of Phragmites australis (common reed), 1855 nucleotides long. RefSeq names its product bZIP transcription factor 23-like. The coding region runs from base 336 to 1367 and encodes 343 amino acids. The record is from RefSeq and is a predicted model, not a curated record. Gene Ontology annotation, cellular component: nucleus. Gene Ontology annotation, molecular function: DNA-binding transcription factor activity. The transcript has 4 exons. Gene Ontology annotation, biological process: positive regulation of DNA-templated transcription. NCBI's taxonomy places the organism in Eukaryota, Viridiplantae, Streptophyta, Magnoliopsida, Poales, Poaceae.
CACGGCUCCUCCCUGGCGACACCUGUCCUCCCUCCAUUCCCCUCGCCUCUCCUCGCCGCCGCGGUCGCGCAGCUCCCCUCCCGCACCCGCGGCCUGGCCACCAACGCGCGUCUUCCACAUCCCCUCUCAGGUCUCGCUCGAUUCCUCCUAAUCCGUGGGGUUUUCCUUGCUAAUUCUGGCAUCUCUUGUAGCGAAGUCAGUCUUACUCUGCCCAACCCUCUGCUCUAAGCUUAGCUGAUUAGUUACUCCUGCGGUCCUGCCGUUGAGUGUGUGCUCUUGAGGGAAUUUUUCGGACAUAUUCCAGUUUAGGUGACUUUGGGGGUUGGUGUUUAGGGAUGGAUUGUCUGGGUGGGAGCGGAAGGCGGCGGCAGCAGGAGCCGGAGCAGCUGCCGCCGAUGACGCCGCUGCCGCUGGCGCGGCAGGGGUCUGUCUACUCGCUCACGUUCGACGAGUUCCAGAGCACGCUCGGCGGGGCGGGCAAGGACUUCGGAUCCAUGAACAUGGACGAGCUCCUCCGCAGCAUAUGGACGGCGGAGGAGUCGCACUCCGUCGCAAAUGCCACAACGUCGGCGGCAGCUGCGGCGGCGCCCAUCCAGCGCCAGGGAUCGCUCACCCUCCCCCGCACGCUCAGCCAGAAGACCGUCGACGAGGUCUGGCGAAACAUGAUGUGCUUCGGCGCCCACUCCGACGCGCCGGCCGCGGCGCCACCCCCACCAGCCCAGCGGCAGCCGACGCUCGGUGAGAUCACGCUGGAGGAGUUCCUCGUACGCGCCGGCGUGGUCCGGGAGGACAUGACGGCGGGGCCGCUGGUACCGCCGGCGCCGGCGUCUGCUCCACCCCCGACACUUCCUCCGCAAUUGCCAAUGCUAUUUCCCCAUGGUGAUGUGUUUGCUCCAUUGGUGCCUCCACCGUAUUUGGGGAACGGGUUUGUGACGGGAGCUGCCGGUCAGGCAGGUGGCGCAGCGGCUUCGGUGGUGUCACCAGUGGGGCCGGUUACAUCCAACGGGUUUGGCAAGAUGGAAGGCGGGGACUUGUCCUCUCUGUCGCCAUCACCGGUGCCAUACGUUUUCAAUGGUGGUAUGAGGGGAAGGAAGGCAUCGGCGAUAGAGAAGGUGUCUGAGAGGAGGCAGAGGCGGAUGAUCAAGAACCGGGAAUCCGCCGCGAAGUCUCGCCAGAGGAAGCAGGCAUAUAUGAUGGAAUUGGAAGCUGAGGUGGCAAAACUUAAAGAGCUGAACGAAGAGUUGCACAAAAAACAGGUCGAAAUGCUGGAGAAGCAAAAUAAUGAGGUCCUGGAGAGAAUGACCCGGCAAAUUGGACCCACGGCAAAGAGAAUUUGCCUGCGGAGGACACUGACAGGUCCUUGGUAAGCUGUAGGCCUGUAACUAGAAAGCAGUACUUUCGUAGUGAGCAGUGUAUAUAGUAGGUGAACUCAUAAUCGCCAGAGAGUUGCCCUUGUAGACACAACCAUUAAUCCGAAGCUUCAGUCUCGUAGGCUGAUAGGUUGCCUGUGAUUUUUACUUCAUAGGAUUUGGCCGUUUGCUUAAUGCUGGAGUGAGUAGAGAGGCAUGGUAUGUAGACUGUUCAAUGUGGUCGGUUUUAUUGGCCCGUGGAGUGCGUGCUUGUUAUAGGUUCUUCAGGCUUCUGGUUUGUGUGAUACUAUAUCAUUAGUUCAUGUUAGAUGAUACACAUCCGAUGAAUUUGUAAUCCACACACAUCCGAUGAAUUUGUAAUCCACACACUAUGUCAUUGUGUUCUGUAAAACCGAGUAGCUGAUGGUGUAAGAACUUCUGCAGACGUCCGUUGCGUCCAAUUUCUAGGACAUCGUUAUUGAAGCAACUAUGGUGUUAUACAAGUA